This is a messenger RNA of Microdochium trichocladiopsis, 1422 nucleotides long. Its product is annotated as Sodium:dicarboxylate symporter. Gene Ontology annotation, cellular component: plasma membrane. Gene Ontology annotation, molecular function: neutral L-amino acid transmembrane transporter activity; glutamate:sodium symporter activity; L-glutamate transmembrane transporter activity. Bases 1 to 1422 code for a protein of 473 amino acids. The transcript is spliced from 3 exons. The record is from RefSeq and is a predicted model, not a curated record. NCBI's taxonomy places the organism in Eukaryota, Fungi, Ascomycota, Sordariomycetes, Xylariales, Microdochiaceae. Gene Ontology annotation, biological process: L-glutamate transmembrane transport.
AUGGCGGCAGGAGAGGCCGCUCCCGCCAAAAAGACGUUCCUGCAGAGUGUCCUGACCUGGGGGUCACCGUGGCAGAUCGUUGGCGCCGCAGUUCUCGCCAUUGCGAUCGGCAUGGCAGUCACGGCGACUGUUGACAGUGUCCCGCAAGCUGCCAUUGACAUCCUGGGUAUUCCGGGUGAUCUCUGGCUGCGCGCCCUUAAGGCUGUUGUCUUGCCUCUGAUCGUCACCUCCAUGAUCCUUGCCAUGCAGCGCCUCAAGGAGAUAACUGCAGGUGGCAACGCCCUCGCGCGCUGGACCAUUGGAUACUACGUCCUGACCACGGUCCUGGCCAUUGUCAUCAGCACCAUCAUGACCAGCCUUGUCUGGGCCAACCAGUUCCAGACCGUGAGUCAGGAGAGUCUCGACGUCGACGAGGCCACCGAGGCACAGCUCGACAAGCAGCAGACCUACACCGUCUCCCAGUCCAUUGUCAACCUGUUCCAGUCCUUCGUCACCGACAACUUCAUCAAGUCGCUCGCGAACAUGGACCUGCUCGCCGUGCUCGUCGCGUCUGUGGUGAUUGGGUACCUCCUCAAGCCCGGCACAGGGAUCGUCAGGGCCGUCCACGAGAUCGAGGCUAUGGUCACCGUAAUCAUCACGUUCCUCAUCUACCUCGCCCCCCUGGGAGUCUUCCACCUCAUCCUCCCGAACAUGUUCAAGCUCGACCUGGCCGAGAUGGGCGAGAACCUGGGAUACCUGAUCGCGGGUUCACUUAGCGGCAUGUUCAUCCAGCUGUUCAUCGUCAUCCCCAUCAUCUACUUCGCGUUCAUGCGCCAGAACCCUUACACGCACUGGCUCAAGUGCUCCCCUGCCUGGAUCACCGCCUGGGGCUCCGCGUCGUCGGCGGCCACGCUGCCCGUCACCAUGAAGUGUGCUCUGGAGCGCGGCACCCCGCGCACUGUGGCCAAGUUUGCGAUCCCUCUGGGGUGCUUGAUCAACAUGGACGGAACGGCAAUCUACUUCCCCGUAGUGGUGACCUUCCUGGCCGAGACCCAGGGCAUCACCCUGAGCCCCACGCAGUACGUCUUCGUGGUGCUACUCUCGACUCUCGCGUCCAUCGGCGCCACGCCCAUCCCGUCGUCCUCGCUCGUCCUGACGGUCAUGAUCGCCGAGAGCAUCAAUGUUCCGCUCACGGGCAUGUAUGCCGUCGUGGUCGCCAUCGACUGGUUCCUCGACCGCUUCCGGACCGCCGUCAACGUCAGCGGCGAUCUGUUCGCCGCGCCCAUCAUCACCAAGAUGACCGGCCUCAAGGAUGCGGAUGACAGCUCCAGCGAGGAAGGAGAUAGCAUUCACGAGAGGCAGGGUGGGCCGGUGCAGCAGACUGGUGGCGAGAGUGUGCCUGAGGCGCAGCUCCGGCCUACCGCGAACGAUGAUCGCGUGUAA